Molecule: messenger RNA, 960 nt
Organism: Hermetia illucens (black soldier fly)
Lineage: Eukaryota; Metazoa; Arthropoda; Insecta; Diptera; Stratiomyidae
Exons: 7
Coding region: 1-960 (319 amino acids)
Biological process (GO): endosome organization; endosomal transport
Cellular component (GO): endosome; WASH complex
Source: RefSeq, a predicted model, not a curated record
AUGUUAACGCAAAAUUUAGAUCAAGUGACAUCCGGUGAAACACAACUAAAGUCCUUCGGCAGUUUCCUCGAUAACUGUGAUAUACAAAUUGAAAGUUCCGUAGAGAUUCCAGCAAUAACCAUAUCUUACACACCGCCCAGUGAAUGCAUUUCAAUAUUUCGAUUAGCUGAUUCAGAUAAUAAAACACUCAACAAAGUUCUGGCAACAUUCUCACAAUUGUGCGAUGAGGGAAUAAAACUUAUGCUUAUGCUUAUGCUAUGCUAUCUUAAGCCGAAAUGCCCCCACUCAGCAAUCAUUACCGAAGAGUCCUUAAAUGGAAUGGGCGAUUUGUUGGAGUUACUUUAUUCGGCCCAGUACUUGUCGCAAAGAUGCAUAACUGUUGCAAGUACGAUUCUCCAACAGUUGGGGGUUCUGUUUACCUACCGUGCAAUAGAUAAUAGACUGGACUUACAGCUGGCAAUGCAAUUUCAGGAAGUUUUUAAUCGGCUUAGUGAAACCAUCCUGCAAUUGAUUGUUUUCGAUGAAAUUUUGGUAGGUUCGAGGCUCCAAAAUUUCUGGCAAACAUACAAGAAGGCAAUCUACUCAAUAAGUCGAAAUAAGGAUCGAUUCAACCACCCGUACACCGAAUAUGCAAUCAGUGGGCUUACGAAUGUUCUCAAGUCUCUGGAAAUGUUAUUUGCGGCAAGUCUUUUUCAGACAUUCCUGGAUAGCAUAUUCAAAAUAAAAGAGCAAAUCUCGACGAAGGCGUUACCAGAAAUAUCAGGACAUUCCCAAGACUAUAUUCGUGUUAAUUUAACGUCAAUUGUGGAGGACUCUUUCAUUAUUACAACCACUUUGAAUUUUUUACACAGGUCAUAUGAGAAGUUGCGUUUGUUAAUCAUUCUGGUGAAUCUGCACCUUUCGAUUUCUAAGCGAAUUGCAAUAUAUGAUAUGAUUAUUAUAAUUGAUCCGAAUCAAUAA